This is a messenger RNA of Anneissia japonica, 4553 nucleotides long. RefSeq lists its product as uncharacterized. NCBI's taxonomy places the organism in Eukaryota, Metazoa, Echinodermata, Crinoidea, Comatulida, Comatulidae. The transcript has 4 exons. The record is from RefSeq and is a predicted model, not a curated record. Bases 44 to 1792 code for a protein of 582 amino acids.
CACACUGACACACAUAGAGGAGCGCCCGUAAACAAACAAGAAGAUGAUAAUGCGUGCUCCCAUAAACAAGGUGUUUACAACUGGAAAGAUGCAUGUUAGCAAGAAGUAUGCAGGUAGAUGGGGUGGUAUUAGAAUACGGCGACCUAAAACGAUGAUGAAAAGACUAUCAGCUCUGGCCCUGGUUGCAUUCUUCAUUACUCUCUAUUUGAUAUUCCAAACAGGGAGGUUGCAAGGAAAGGGCGGCGGCAGGGGGAUUCACCGUUUAAAUUUAGCAGGUAUCUUCCAACAACCAACAAGAAACCCCUUUGAUAUGAAGUUUAAAGGAAAAGAACGUAUGCCGCCAACAAUUGAGAAUUUGGACAGAGCGCCUGUAAGCCACACGGCAGACUUUCUCCUGGAUUACUUCCUGACAAUGAACGUGGACGGCACUCAGAUCACCUGGCUCAGGAACACCAACACAAGAGGGUUGUUGCAACAAGCAUUAGAUGAUUAUAAAUUAAUGAUGGUUGAGGUUGAUGUCGUUGCAGAAAAUGACAAGAGCACUCAGAAUCUGACAGCUGUAGUCGCACCAUCUGAUACCAACGUCGAAUAUAAUUUAAAACUGGAAUCUUUUUUAACAUACAUUUCAACUUAUUCAAAUAAAGGUGUAAAGCUGAACUUUGACUGUUUAGAUGCAAUUAAAAUGGCUUUAAAAAGUCUGAAGGCAUUAGAGUUUGAUUUGCAUGCACCCAUCUGGUUGGCUGUUGAUGUUCUGCAUGGUCCCAACGCUGACAUAGACAAGGAACCUGUUGAUCUCCAAAAGGCAGUUGACUUGGUGAAAGAGUACUACCCUCCAAUUACACUCUCAUUAGGUUGGCAGACAGAUUGGAGUCCAGAACCAGUUGAAACUGGUUAUAGCUGGUAUCAUGUCAUCAGUAUGGCAAAAUUUUGUGUCAAAUUUCAACAGCGUGCUUCAUUCUCUAUACGUGCUGUCUAUGCUGCAGAAUCAGUACGCCAGAUUAAAUGGUUACUUAGCCUCUCAAGCCGAUUUUCGGCAGUUUUAUGGCUGGCAGAGCAUGACGUUGUAUCCGUAUCGGCAAUGGUGUAUUUUCGCAAGCAAACCGAUAAAAAAAAGAUAUUUUAUAUCCUACCAACAAAUUUCCUUGAUGAACUAAAAUUAACUGAAACUGUAGCCCAAGAAGACGGGGAUAGUAAAUUUGAUAGAACGCUGUGGAAGCCGGCUUUACUUGAUGAACAGUCGUUAGCAUUUUUAGGAAAAGAGCAGGCGGUUUUGGAAGGUGAUAAUAGUUGGCUUGUUUCAAAAGACCCACAUCAGCCCGGUAGCUCAGGUAGAACAAAUAUAGAAGUUCAUGGCAAUGUGCAAUUUGUAGAAUCGCCAAAGAAAUCAGAUAGUAUUGCAAAGUUUUCAUUAUUUAUUCGCUGCUCCGGCGUAAAUCCGCCGGAACCCAAAGACGUGCAUGGAGUUAAGCUUGUCAUUCUAAAAGACGGAACAGUCACGCUUAGUUCGCAAAAUUUAGUUAAAGCGGGGAUGUAUAAAACACAGACCUCUGCUAAGCUGCCAGAAAGCAGUUGCUUCGCAUUUAAAGUCAUUGAUUCGGGUGAGGCGCAACCAAUCCUUUGCACCAUCUCAAUAAUAAAUUGCAAAAACAGAGAGGAAGUCUCGUCUGAUAAGUCUGAAGUAUCGCUGCAUUUAAUAGCGCCGUAUGAUGAUUCUCGACAGAUGUUCUUUAUAGCGGUGACAGGUGGAAGCACUGCAGAGGCAAUUGUUGUAGAAAACCUAAUCAUAUCAUGAAUUAAUCAAUAAGCUAUGCAGUGACAGUGUGGCCUAGGUGCAACCCUACAGUGACUCCCAAUGAUUUGACAUAAUAAUUAUAUUUGAGAAAAGGGUCAGCAUUUCAUUACGAUUGUAUGAUAGGUAGACCUGGAAUAAGGCAUAUGAGCUCCUCGGAAUCAACGGCCAACCUUUGCUUAGUUUAAGGAGUAGGAUUACUUAGGUUAAGUAAUUAUUACUUUCUUGGUCCAUUUUUGUUUUACGUUUAUGUUAAGCGCAUAGAGGUCUCCACAAUAUGCAUACUAUCAGUCGACCAUUAUUAUAAUUAUUAGAGAAUUUAUCCUUUAUUGUGUCUUUGCCGCUUACAAAUACAGUAGUUAGUCAUGUACUUUCUUUAUGCUUCCUGUUAAAAUACCCAUAUAUAUAUAUAUAGUGUAUAUUCAUUAGUACUUUUUCCCAUGAUAUACUACGAGGUCAUCGUAUCCAAAUAACGAUAUUUAAUUUAUUUGAUUGCUAUUCCCUAAUAUUGUGAUCUAAAAGCACAGAUUGGGCCGUCCUCAGCCAUAAAAUCCUACCAGGGAUUUUUAUUUUGGAACCCUGACUGAUGCUCUAGUCGGCCCCUUGGUUCGAGCCUCUCGUCAGAUAUGUCAGACCCAUGUAGGAAAAUGUCUGAAGCCACCACUGGUUCAUACCAAAUACUCUAUUUACUGUAUAUAUCUGGUUAUUAUGAUCGUAUCAUUUUUUACUUUGAAUGCCAGAAACACUCCCAUUGUUUCCAUAUUGCCUAUAACAUAAAUUACAUCAUAUAACACAAAAUAGUACAACAUUUACAAAAUAAUACGAUUAUGAUUUAUAAGUGAUUGAAUUCAGUUAUUCAGUGUACAGGGUACAUUCAACAGAAUUUGGUAGGAAAUCGGUUGUAAUCGAGUUACAUUUCUUUUUUUUUGUAGUGUAGAAAGGGUUAAUUCUCCUGAGAAUCAUAUGAUAAUAGCUUGUCAAUGUCAUACUCUAGUUGAAAAGAUGACCCAUGUGUUUCCAUCACAGAUGAUUACUUUACAUGUUCGCUGCCAGGGGCGCUAUUUCACGUUCCGACAGGGUUUAGUGAGGGCGCCAAGGACACGAGUUCAGUCCACACCUGUCCAUCAUACCGCUGUUGUAUUGCACGUAAACUUCGCCGGCAGUAGUCACCACAACAAGAAAUCUUGCCCUGGAAGUUCAGCGAACAACCUGGAAGUAAUCUAAAAAUUACUAUUCGUGUUUCAUUACUGUUGAUGGGAAUAAUUUUCAUUAUAGUGGCUUCCUUUACACCUUGGCAUCUAGGUAGGAACUAGGAAGAAAUCUUGGCCGCAGUGGUGCCGCCCAGGAUAUGCCAGACGGGGGGUGGGGGAGCGAUUUCCCCCAACCAAAAAAGUGGUCGUGAUCGGGUGUCACUCGAAAUUUUUUGAAAGUGUUCCAUGGGGAAGAAACAUAUGACAAUUCAGGGGUUUUAAAGGCUUUUUAAAUCGAUUUUGGGUAUAAUAUUUUGGUAUAUAAUAUGUAGAAAAUACAUAUGCAUUUUUUUUCUCCCCGACGAAUUAUGGUUUACUCCCCGACGGGCGGUGGGCAGCUCUCCCCGACAGGAGCCCGUUAUAUACACUUUAAUUAAUGGGGAAUCUCUACUCAGGUUGAUCUCAUGCUCAAGAAGAAAUAAUAGAAUUUUAAUAUCAGUACUAUUCUUGCAAGACACUUUUAAAAGAAUUAUGGAUUUUUGUUUGUAUACAUAAAUAGAACAAAAUGAAAUUAUUUGAACAAGGUUAUGCCAUUACAAGUAAAUAUGUGCAUACUAGUAUUACAUUUAUUUGUCACAUAAAAUCUGGUAGUAGGCAAAAAACUUUAGUAUAGAAGAUUAAUUAUUAUUGAAAUUAUGUAAUAUGAUAUGCUUCCAAUGAUUAAUGUCUUCCAUAACCACUUAAGCCAGGUAUACACUGUCAGGUUUGUAAGACUAUACUGAGGUUUGAUCAGACUUUUGGUGAAGUUUGUCAUCAGGCAAUUCGUAGUUUAAACUACAAAUUCAAUCAAUAUGAACAAACAUGCAACAUAGGUUUAUACUACGAGGUCAUCGUAAAAAUAAUGUUUCAUAUCCAAAUAACGAUAUUUAAUUUAUUUGAUUGCUAUUCCCUAAUAUUGUGGUCUAAAAGCACAGAUUGGGCCAUCCUCAGCCAUGAAACCCUAUCAGGGAUUUUUAUUUUGGAACCCUGACUGAUGCUCUAGUCGGCCCCUUGGUUCGAACCUGACCCAGAUAUGUCAGACCCAUGUAGGAAAAUGUCUGAAGCCACCACUGGUUCAUAUCAGGUUUGAUCAGACUUUUGGUGAAGUUUGUCAUCAGGCAAUUCGUAGUUUAAACUACGAAUUCAAUCAAUAUGAACAAACAUGCAACAUAGGUUUAUUUUGAUUGACCUUGGAUAUAGGCAUGUUCAGUUCAAAAUAUAAAUUGUGUUUUUGUUUGAUUUCCAACAUCAUGGAAAGACACAAUUUGUUUGUUCAGACAGUAGAACUCCUAUUUUAAUAGGGUAGACUUUGGGACCAAAAUGUUGUCCCCUUAAUAGAGGUAUCUCCUGGACAUAGUGUUGAAACAUAAUAUAGUGUUACUCAUUUCAUGGCUAAAAUGUGUCCCUUUAAAAAGGGGCUUCCCUUUAAUAGGUGUCUCCCCUUAAUAAUAGGGGUUUCCCUUUAAAACUGGUGUCCGAAUGCAGGGGUUUGACAAUAUGUCUAAAACAUUACGAUCAGUGUCCUUACACGUUGC